This is a messenger RNA of Octodon degus (degu), 5016 nucleotides long. RefSeq names its product RNA binding motif protein 47 (gene Rbm47). Gene Ontology annotation, molecular function: mRNA binding. NCBI's taxonomy places the organism in Eukaryota, Metazoa, Chordata, Mammalia, Rodentia, Octodontidae. The transcript has 7 exons. Gene Ontology annotation, cellular component: nucleus. The coding region runs from base 756 to 2531 and encodes 591 amino acids. The record is from RefSeq and is a predicted model, not a curated record.
AAAAUCAGUUGUACAUCCCUUUACUAAGGCGUUAUUAUCCAUUGUAUUAGAGGCUGCUCCCAGGAGAGUAAACUUCACACAAAUCCCAUCCCCAGAAUAUUCCAGAAACAGAUGGGGGACUGGACAGCUUCACAGCUGGUGAGUGGAGUGGGUAGAGCGCUGGGUCUGGAGCCCACUUCUAAGUCAGACUUCGCCUCUGUUGUACAGCAAAACAAGCCAUCAUAUUAAAAAAAAAAAAAAAAAUAGAACAACAAUGGCGGCUAACCCUAAGUGCCAGGCCAUUUAAUCAGCAAGAAAGUAUUUUUGGAGCAUUCCUUCACUAAAGCGGCCAAAUGAGAAACUAUUUUUUCUUUUCUUUUCCUCAGUCGAAUGACACUGCAACCCGAAAUCACAACCGUGUUUCAGGUUCCUGAUGGUGCCCGCUUCCUCUUCUCGUUUGUUUAGUCACUGACUUGAUUCCUGUGGGCACAGGCUCCCCGCGCCAUUGCGCUGCGGGAGCGCCGCGGCCGCGGGUGCGCAGCUCGAGGAACAGAGGAGCUCGAAGGACACCUUGUGCCUGUCACCCAGUGGAGCGCAGCACUGCCUUGGCUCGCUGAGGAGGUUUGGAUUUGCCUCAGAAGGACUCCAAAAACUGAACAGAGAAAUCCCAAGUGCACUGUCUGAAUCUUCCCAUACUCCUGUUCCUCAUCUGAGAAAGAACCAGACCAAGCAAGCUGUGGUUUUUGGUGUCCCCAGCCGUGGAUGCCUGUGACAUUAUGACCGCAGAGGAUUCCACCGCAGCCAUGAGUAGCGAGCCGGCCUCCGCGGCCUCGGCCAAAGUGCCCGAGGGGGUGGCGGGUGCGCCCAACGAGGCAGCCCUGGUGGCGCUAAUGGAGCGCACUGGCUACAGCAUGAUGCAGGAGAAUGGGCAGCGCAAAUACGGCGGGCCUCCCCCGGGCUGGGAGGGCCCGCACCCCCAGCGUGGCUGCGAGGUCUUCGUGGGCAAGAUCCCGCGCGACGUGUAUGAGGACGAGCUGGUGCCCGUGUUCGAGGCCGUGGGCCGCAUCUACGAGCUGCGCCUCAUGAUGGACUUCGACGGCAAGAACCGCGGCUAUGCCUUCGUCAUGUACUGCCACAAGAACGAGGCCAAGCGCGCUGUGCGCGAGCUCAACAACUACGAGAUCCGGCCUGGCCGGCUGCUGGGGGUGUGCUGCAGCGUGGACAACUGCCGCCUCUUCAUCGGUGGCAUCCCCAAGAUGAAGAAGCGCGAGGAGAUCCUGGAGGAGAUCGCCAAGGUCACCGAGGGCGUGCUGGACGUCAUCGUGUACGCCAGUGCAGCCGACAAGAUGAAGAACCGCGGCUUCGCCUUCGUGGAGUACGAGAGCCACCGCGCUGCCGCCAUGGCGCGCCGCAAGCUCAUGCCUGGCCGCAUCCAGCUGUGGGGCCACCAGAUUGCUGUGGACUGGGCCGAGCCCGAGAUCGACGUGGACGAGGACGUGAUGGAGACCGUGAAGAUCCUCUACGUGCGCAACCUCAUGAUCGAGACCACCGAGGACACAAUCAAGAAGAGCUUCGGCCAGUUCAACCCCGGUUGCGUGGAGCGCGUCAAGAAGAUCCGCGACUAUGCCUUCGUGCACUUCACCAGCCGUGAGGACGCCGUGCAGGCCAUGAACAACCUCAAUGGCACCGAACUGGAGGGCUCAUGCCUCGAGGUCACGCUGGCCAAGCCGGUGGACAAGGAGCAGUACUCCCGGUACCAGAAAGCAGCCAAGGGCGGGGGUGCGGCCGAGGCUGCAGCGCAGCCGCCCAGCUACGUGUACUCAUGCGACCCCUACACGCUUGCCUACUACGGCUACCCCUACAACGCGCUCAUCGGGCCCAACAGGGACUACUUUGUGAAAGCAGGCAGCAUACGAGGCCGGGGGCGAGGCAUGGCUGGCAACAGAGCCCCAGGGCCCCGGGGCUCCUACCUCGGGGGAUAUUCUGCCGGCCGUGGAAUCUACAGCCGAUAUCACGAAGGAAAAGGAAAGCAGCAGGAAAAAGGUUAUGAACUUGUGCCGAAUUUGGAAAUCUCUGCCGUCAAUCCAGUUGCCAUUAAACCUGGUACAGUGGCCAUCCCUGCCAUUGGGCCCCAGUAUUCCAUGUUUCAGGCAGCCCCGGCCCCUAAAAUGAUUGAAGAUGGCAAAAUUCACACCAUGGAGCACAUGAUCAGCCCCAUUGCAGUGCAGCCAGACCCAGCCAGCGCUGCGGCUGCAGCCGCAGCCGCCGCUGCCAUCAUUCCUGCCGUCUCAACGCCGCCACCUUUCCAGGGACGCCCAAUAACUCCGGUGUACACAGUGGCCCCAAAUGUGCAGAGAAUUCACACUGCCGGCAUCUACGGGGCCAGUUAUGUCCCUUUUGCUGCUCCGGCCACAGCCACAAUUGCCACACUACAGAAGAACGCGGCGGCUGCAGCUGCCGUGUACGGAGGGUACGCCGCGGGCUACAUACCUCAGGCCUUCCCCGCUGCUGCUAUUCAGGUCCCCAUUCAUGACGUCUACCAGACAUACUGAGACUGGUGACCAGCGAAAGACAAGCCCAAAGACCACUGAAGGAACGCUUUACUAUUUAUGAAGACAGAACAUGUUGGAUCAGCGCACAUACGAAACCAGAAAGUGAAGAAUGUUAUCAGAUACUACAUGGAAAUGUUUUAUAUACAUGAAGUUUUUCACUAGUAAAGACUAUUUUCCACUUCACAGGCCUGUGUUCAUACAUUUCUAUAAGACUUACAGUGGUCCAUGCCUUAAUGCCAUCUUUUAAAAAAUGUUUAUGCUAUACUACAUUUAUAUAGAGGUUUUGUUUUUUGUUUGUUUUUUAAGGAUAUAUUUUCAGUAUGAAGGUUAUUUUCUUAACUUCUGCACUCCAGAUAUUUCUAUUUUGUAGUAUCUUCAAUAAUAUAUCAGCUAUAUAUUAAAAAGAAAGCACAUUUGAGCAGCUAGGGAACUAUUUUGAAAAACUAUAUUCAAUAUUUAAAGAUACAAACCAUAGUGCUUUAAAAUACUACAUAAGAUGUUAUUUUAAAAGUGAUACUGGAAAGUGCAAUUUUUUAAAUGAGUAAAACCUCUGCUAUGUUUCCACCAGCAUUAAGGGUUGAGGGUGUUACAAUCAAACACUCGAUGUCUCCUUCAGCCAACACGGGAGUGACUCGCCACAAACUGUGUCCAGACACUGGAAAACCCUCCCCUGCCACCACUUCCUUGGGCUCCUCCUGUGCCUUCUCCAUUCGCUGUGCCUAUCACACCAUGACCUCUGCCUGACCCCCACCCAGCUGCCAAGUUUGGCAAGGCUGGGACAAAUGAAGAACUCUGAUAGAGAAAACAACCGGUGGCUUUUAUACUUCUUCCUAGGUUUUUGUUGGAGUUUUGUUUUGCUGUAUUUUUUUGUUCUGGUUGGGGAGGUGUAUUCUCUUCUAUAUGUGCUAUUUUCAAUAGCAGAGUAUGUGUAAGCACAAGGUUUUAUUGUGUUUGCCUAAGACAUCUUUGCAUAGCUAUUUGUCUGAUAUAAAACCUUAAUUCCCUGUCUAAUGCUUUUAUUUGUUUUUGAAGUAUGACUUUUAGAGACAAAGAAUGUAUAUCAUUGUAGACAAGACCCUAGGGACUCUAGUCAGCAGACAGUUAAGCUUCUGGUCAUCUUACCAUGUUUCAUACAAAAUGUGUGUGGGCAGGAGGGCUUUAGCGACAUUGUGUCUGUCAAGCGUUAAUGUCUAUCUGUCCUCGACUCUGCGCACUUGCAAUGAACUUGGACCAUGCAAGUCCAGGAGGAGAGACCAGAGGAGUUCAAAGAAAAUUUGUAAAUAUCCUUUAAGUUUUGACUCCUUUUAUGUUGCAGAAGUUCCAGGUUAUGUAGUUUAAUACAAAAUAACACCAUGUUAUUUCAGUGCUGUUAGAAGGGUUUGUUUUAUUAGGAAGUGAAUAUAUUGUUGCAGUGUUUUAAAAGGCUUUUGUUCAGCAGCCAGAAUGUAAAAUACAGUAACAUGUUCAGAUCAUCAUCUGUUUUGUGAAAUACAUCAACUUGGAUUGUUCUUCAAGGCUCUAUCAAGGAAAUGAGGUGUGCAAUAGGUGACAGAUACACAACUGUUUGUCUGUGUCAUGUUAGAGGUCCGUCAGCUCUUUGCACUCACUGGAGUUCUUCUGUUGAUGGCUGAAUUCUUACUUGUGAAUUAAUAGGACCAUGCCCUUAGCAAACACUUUUAGGUUGUUUUUUUGUUUUGUUUUGUUUUGUUUUGUUUUAAUUAAGAGAUUCCCAAAUGCCCUUUCCCCCCCUCAGCUUGAUGAGUUUUUGUAUGUAAGGAAUAUUUAUUUAACUAUUCUAUAAAAUUAUUGAGUGCCUGCUGAGGCCUCUAAACAUUCCUAUUGUUCCUUUCCAUCGUUCUUAAAUGACAGAAAGUAAUUGUGCAAUGCUCCCGGUGAGGCACCCAGCAAGCUGCAUCCUAACUCAAGCCUGUUGGAAUGGAUGUUCCAGCAAAAUGCAGUGUGGAUUGGAUCCUCAUCUCUUGACUUGUGUGAAAGAAGUACUGUCCUUCCAGGGAAGGGUAUCCACAGAGCUUCACCGGAUGAAACUCUGACCCAGCGUUCUUACUGUAUUUUACAUGUGCUUGUGAGUUCUUUGCAAAACAACAAAACAAAAAGAAGGAGAAAAAAAAAAAAAAAAGGAUAACAUGGCCACUACCAAACUACCUUAAAAACAAAUGUUGGUGAUGGCCAGUGGAGUAUCACUGAGCCUAUCUGUGGUCUGUUUCUGUUGUUUCAACAACCAUUUCAUAGUACACUACUGGGGUAAGUUUAUAACUUGAAAUGUGAACUUUUUUUUUUUUUUUUAGGGUUAAGAACAAACUAUAUAAAUGUUUUUUAAAAAAAAAAAAUUUAGAGUUCUGUUUCCAAACAUGCUAGUACAUUAGUUGUUGUUAGCUGCUUUGUAUUUGAAAGGCUUCUUAGGUCCUGCUCCAUUUGCAGUACAUUCUUAGGAUGUAUGUAGUAAAUAAAGCUUUCUUCCAAGCAA